AACAUAAUGUUGUAAUUUUGCGGAAGGAGAAAUUGUCGCAGAGGACGUUUUUAUUUAUUUAUUAUUUUAAAAAGGUCUACGCGAGUAGAAAAGUGUGGUAGAUAGCGUAUUGUUAUAGCAAGAUUUGCAUUUAUUAGUUUUGGUUCAGCUGAGCGUCAAUUUCCUAUCAUUUGCAUGGUGUAAGCGAUGAAAGGAACAAUGACAUCGCUACAGAACAAUAUCUCCGAUUUAUUACAAUUAGCCAGAAAAUUUAACUGUUUCUACCUAUCAGGUCUACACCAUGGGCUAUACAAACCGUUCAUAGUAGCUGGACAUCAAGUAGGCUUGGUGCGGCCGGAUGUCACCAAGCAUUUGCAGCGGUUUCCAGAGGUAUUCAACAUAACAGGUAAAAGUGUGGAGCUGAACCCAGCCUUCAGAGAUUAUCAGGAAAGAUCGUCGAAAGUUGCAGAUGUGUUGGAGAGUUUGCGCAAGGAAAAUGAAAUUUGUGCCUUGAAAGGAUGGCGCAAUGAAUGUUUUGAAGUAAGCACUCCAUACCAAGAGAGCUUAAUGGAGAUGGAGCGAAGUGCCAUCUGCCUGUUUGGUAUACGGAACUACGGAGUGAGUGUCUCCGGCUAUGUCAACCACCCAACCAAGGGACUCUGCAUCUGGCUGCAACAACGGAGCUUCACUAAACAAACUUGGCCGGGCAAAUGGGACUGCUUUGUGAGCGGUGGUUUAGCAGUUGGCUAUGGAAUUCUGGAGACAACCAUCAAGGAGGCCGCUGAAGAGGCUUCUGUCCAAGGAGAUCUAGUCAAGAAGCUAGUGCCGGCUGGAUGUGUGAGCUUCUUCUUCGAAAGUGAAAGAGGUCUAUUCCCGAACACAGAGUAUGUGUACGACCUAGAACUACCGCUCGACUUCCUGCCAAAGAAUGCUGAUGGCGAGGUGGAGACUUUCGAGCUGCUGACGGCCUCGGAGUGCAUCCAGAGGGCCCUGACCCCCCAGUUCAAGACCACCAGUGCUCCGGUCCUACUGGACUUUUUGAUCAGAAAAGGCUACAUUAACCCUGAAAAUGAACCGAACUACCGACAACUGAUUGAGUUGCUCCACGUGCCCCUUCAAUCCGUGUACGGGUGGCCCUAUGCAGCCCCGGUCGCGGUCAACGGCGGCGGCGGGGAGAUACGCCACGCCAACUAAACCUUACCACAUUCUCUACACAACUAGAGGUGACAAUAGAAAAAUAAACGAACCAAAGUUGUCAUGCUAUCGGCACGUUAAGUGCUACGUGAUAGAUUCGUGGCUUCGUUUUCCUUAAACUUCUGAUUUGUGAGAGCUCGAGUCAUCUAGUUGUAUAAAGUGUCCCGAUUGCAUAACAGCUUUCGUUCGUUCGUUCUGUAGUGACCCCUCUCUCUACAAAGGUACGGUCAGCUUCAUAAGUAGCUAUAAUUCUUUCAGCCUUGAAAAAGUAAGUAACCGUCAAUAUCUAAAUGAUUGAAAUACAUGUUGAGUUUGACAAGGUACUGAUAGACACCGUAACAUCUUAUGAAGCUUACUGAACUAAUUUCGUCGAGAUAUUUAAAGUGCUAAAAUUAAGUUUUAUGUUUUAUUUAUGUAAAAUACUGUUGUGGCGUUUAGGUGUUCCUAUUAUUUUUAUCAUCAUGUUUUCAGUCUGCCUAAUUUAUGUCAGUGCUUUUUUGUUUUGAAAACUUAUUUUAAAUGUAAAAUACGUUAUAGUUAUGUGGGGUGAGAGCAACAUAAAUGAGAAAUAUAGAGACCAUAACCAAUAAACCACAUAAUCUAAUUAAAAUCUGAUAUCAAGUUUCCGGUGUUCCUCUUACCCCACAUGACCUUAAUGAUUAUAGCCGAGAAAUUACAUGUAUUUAAAUUAUACUCUUGUGUAGUUUGAAAUUAUGAAUUAAUAUUAUGAAUCUACUACUUAUGUACCUACAUACUCUUCUAUAUUAUGCGUAAUUAUUCGGCCUAGGUUGUUCGACGGUAGAUAGCUGAUAGAAUUUACAGGAUUCUCCCUGCUAGUUGAAGCUGGGUGGUUUAUCAAGGUUGUCAUGAUAAGACCCGUAUGCUUUAUUCAACUCACAUACAUUUCAGGAGAUAAAUUAAUGCAAGAAUUGUCUUAUUUGAUUAUGAAUAAAAUAUUCAUUAUUUAUACAACACCUAUCUUGUAAAUUUAUAGUGUGUGUUUUCCUUAUUUUGCCAAAUUUAUUGUACUGUACUGUGAACUCCAGUGGGAUAUUUUGUGUGUUUUUAUUCAAUGAGACCAGUGAAGUUUUCUGUAGCAUCUGGUUAAAUAAGACAAGAUUGUAGAUUAGCUAGGUAUUUUAAUUUCUGUGAUACUUUGCCAUUGUGGUAUAAGGUAUUAUUAUCAUUUAUUUAUUUUGUUUAGUUACUUAAUACAAUACCCCUUGAUUUAGAUUGCUGAUUUGUGUGUUAAUUAUUUACUUAUUCAUUAUAUUUUACGUAAAAUUGGUUUUGAUCCGUUAAUCUGACGAGUGAACUAUAGUAGCUGAUACGAACAUGGUUUUUAUGAGAAUAUACGUUAAUUUAUUAUUAAAAUAGCAAUAUUAUAUUCUGGUAGUGACCUAAAACGUGUGGUUAAAGUAGGAUUGCUAAGAUAUUUGUAUACUUUCAUCUAGUCACUGGCUGACUUAAGAUUUGAUGUUACAACAGAAUCAUAACAGCGAAAUAUGGCCUUAAACUAUGUAGGUUAUUCUUCAAUGUAAUAAUGAGACCACAUUCCGGGUUAUAUAUAGUUUAAACUAGACUUGUUUAGAUAACAGGAAGUGAGAUUAACUUGACUUUGAGUAAUGGGUAAGGAGCAACUGGCUUGACUUCAAAAUAAAGUCUUGUAUACUAUAAUGUAUGGUAUGGGCACACUGUUUACUUAAGUAAGGGAUGCAGUUAAAAUUACACAGGCAUGCUAGGUACCUGCUAGAAUAGAUUACACACAUCAUGCUUAUACAGGGUGUUGCCAUAAGGGUAUAGUUAGCCAAAAGGAGAUGACUCUGGGGGUCGUUCUGAACAAAUUUUGUUCUACAUAUUUUGAUAAUUCGAAAUAGUGUAGAACAUAAGUUUUUGAUCCCAUGGUUUUGAGUUAUGCAACAUCCUGUAUAAUAAUAUAUUUCAGUAUGUACUAAAUAUAGUACUUACUUAUUAGCGCUCUUUACAAUUAAUUCUUAAAACUCCACAGCUUUGAAGGUCUGGAUUUUCGAUAUGCAUUUGUUUUACGUUAUAUUCGAAUAGGUUUUGCUCAUUUCAGUGGGUUACAAAUACUUUUUGGUCUAGAAUGCCUAAUGUAGAAUCUAGUACAGGUAUCGUUAUGGCUUCAUACAU
This is a messenger RNA of Plutella xylostella (diamondback moth), 3324 nucleotides long. RefSeq lists its product as uncharacterized. NCBI's taxonomy places the organism in Eukaryota, Metazoa, Arthropoda, Insecta, Lepidoptera, Plutellidae. Gene Ontology annotation, molecular function: 8-oxo-dGDP phosphatase activity. The record is from RefSeq and is a predicted model, not a curated record.